AUGGCUACCUCGCCCGCCGAGCCGAGCGCGGGGCCGGCGGCCGGCGGGGAGGCGGCGGCCGAGGAGGAGGAGGCGGAGGCGCGGCGGCUCCUGCGCACGCUGCAGGCGGCCGAGGGUGAGGCGGCCGCGGCCGGGGCCGGGGCCGGGGCGGGCGACGCGGCGGAGGGCGCGGGGUCCCCGGGCGCCGCGGGGUCGCCCCCCGAGGCCGCCGCCGCGCCGCCCGCGGGCCUGCGCUUCUCGCCGGAGCAGGUGGCCUGCGUGUGCGAGGCGCUGCUGCAGGCGGGCCACGCCGGCCGCCUGAGCCGCUUCCUGGGCGCGCUGCCCCCGGCCGAGCGCCUACGUGGCAGCGACCCGCUGCUGCGCGCCCGGGCGCUCGUGGCCUUCCAGCGCGGCGAGUACGCGGAGCUGUACCGGCUGCUCGAGAGCCGCCCGUUCCCCGCCGCGCACCACGCCUUCCUGCAGGACCUGUACCUGCGCGCGCGCUACCACGAGGCCGAGCGGGCCCGCGGCCGCGCGCUGGGCGCCGUGGACAAGUACCGGCUGCGCAAGAAGUUCCCGCUGCCCAAGACCAUCUGGGACGGCGAGGAGACCGUGUACUGCUUCAAGGAGCGCUCGCGCGCCGCGCUCAAGGCCUGCUACCGCGGCAACCGCUACCCGACGCCCGACGAGAAGCGCCGCCUGGCCGCGCUCACCGGCCUCUCGCUCACGCAGGUCAGCAACUGGUUCAAGAACCGGCGGCAGCGCGACCGGACCGGGGGCGGCGGCGGCGGCGCGCCCUGCAAGAGCGAAUCUGAUGGAAACCCCACUACUGAGGAUGAGUCGAGCCGCAGCCCCGAGGACCUGGAGUGGGGGGUGGCCCCGGUGGCUACCGACGCCCCCGCGCAGGGCUCCAUAUUCCUGGCCGGGGCCGCCCCUCCUGCCCCCUGCCCGGCCUCCUCCUCCAUCUUGGUGAACGGGAGCUUCCUGGCCGCCGGCAACUCCUCCGCGGUGCUGCUCAACGGGAGCCCCGUCAUCAUCAACAGCCUGGCCCUGAGCGAGGCCUCCAGCCUGGGCCCCCUGCUGCUCGCGGGGGGUGGGGGCGCCCCUCCGCCACAGCCCAGUCCGCAGGGGGUGAGCGAGGGCAAGACCUCCCUGGUCCUGGACCCUCAGACAGGGGAGGUUCGGCUAGAGGAGGCUCAGCCUGAGGCCCCAGAAACCAAGGGGGCCCAGGUGGCUGCCUCAGGGCCGGCUGGAGAAGAGGUGCCGGGGCCUCUGCCCCAGGUGGUGCCUGGCCCCCCACCCGCCUCCACCUUUCCUCUGCCCCCGGGACCGGUGCCUUCUGUGGCUGCUCCACAGGUGGUGCCCCUGUCCCCCCCCCCUGGGUACCCUGCCAGCCUGGGCCCUACCUCCCCGCUGUUGAACCUGCCCCAGGUGGUGCCCACCUCUCAGGUGGUGACCCUGCCCCAGGCUGUGGGGCCACUGCAGCUCUUGGCAGCUGGGCCGGGCAGCCCCGUGAAGGUGGCCGCCACGGCGGGCCCUGCCAACGUGCACCUGAUCAACUCUGGGGUGGGCGUGACCGCCCUGCAGCUGCCUUCGGCCACUGCCCCAGGGAACUUCCUCCUCGCCAACCCCGUGUCGGGCAGCCCCAUCGUGACGGGGGUGGCCGUGCAGCAGGGCAAGAUCAUCCUCACCGCCACCUUCCCCACCAGCAUGCUGGUCUCCCAGGUCCUGCCGCCCACGCCCGGCCUGGCCCUGCCUCUGAAGCCAGAGACGGCUGUCUCCGUGCCCGAAGGGGCCCUCCCGGUGGCCCCCAGCCCCGCGCUCCCCGAGGCCCAGGCCCUGGGGCCGCUGUCCGCGCAGUCUCCACCGCAGCCGCCGCCCGCCCCGGCCCCCGCCAGCCUGCCCUUCUCCCCGGACUCCGCCGGCCUCCUGCCCGCCUUCCCGGCGCCGCCCGCCGAGGGGCUCAUGCUGUCGCCCGCGGCCGUGCCCAUCUGGCCGGCGGGGCUGGAACUGAGCGCGGGCACAGAGGGGCUGCUCGAAGCGGAGAAGGGGCUGGGGACGCAGGCCCCCCACACCGUGCUGAGGCUGCCCGACCCCGACCCGGAGGGGCUGCUCCUGGGCGCCACGGCGGGGGGCGAGGUGGACGAGGGGCUGGAAGCCGAGACCAAGGUCCUGACCCAGCUCCAGUCGGUGCCGGUGGAAGAGCCCUUGGAACUGUGAGCCCGGGCCUCGGCCCGUCUGCUGACGAUGGUGCUCGCGGGGGGACAGGACGCUGCCUCGGAGCCCACGCGCCGCAGGUGCUCCGCUCCGCUCCCUCGAGGUGCUGGGGCAUCGCCCCUCUGGCCCCGAGGCCUCCUGUUACAGCCCUUCCCUCUGGCGGGUCCUGGCUCCGGGGCCUCCGCCCCCCUCAACCUGGUACUAGCUGUGAGCUGAGAUCCUGCCCCCUGGAGCCCCCUCCCUCGCCCUCCCCAAAACACUAUUAAUAGCUCCCACCCUCAGUGUUCUCAGAAGUGCCUGGAAUCCCGGGCUGGGGGGGCCCAUCCGUCGUCUGACGGACGCCUCCCGGCCGGGCCCUUCCUGCUGAAAGGGGUGCAGCGUGGGGGCCCGGGCGGCGUGCCCUGACCUCCCCCCGGACUGAAGCCCUCCCGACUGCGUCUGGCCCCAGACCAAAGAUCCCUCACCCCAGGGGGAGCCCUGGCCCACGUCUAGUUUGUACCCGAAAUCUUUAUUUUUCUAGGACUUGUGUUACGUCUCCAUUUCAAUUAAAAUGAAGUUAACUGCCAACUAGGGCCUCCGGGGGCAGGUCACCUUCCCAGCGGCCGCGCCCGCUGCCAUCCGGCGGCCGAGGUGCCUGGGGGGGCGGGUGUGGCCUGGGACUCAGGAUCCAGGUUGAGGGACCUGGGGAGCAAUCUUGACCUCUCCUGCUGGGAACCAGGCUCCACGUGCUUUAUUUUGAAAACAGUAACCUAUACGCAGAAGGGGCGCGGGAGCAGGGGAGGGUGAGAACAGCACCGGGACCAUCUGACUCCCGGCUGUGGGGAGGCAGGGCGAGGGAGCCCUUACCAACCUGCCCUCCCCGCGGCGCUCGCGGGCGAACGGGGAAGGCUUGGGGUCAG
Talpa occidentalis (Iberian mole) is the source of this 3095-nucleotide messenger RNA. It is a transcript of the gene SIX5, whose product is annotated as SIX homeobox 5. Gene Ontology annotation, biological process: regulation of transcription by RNA polymerase II. Gene Ontology annotation, cellular component: transcription regulator complex; nucleus. The transcript has 3 exons. NCBI's taxonomy places the organism in Eukaryota, Metazoa, Chordata, Mammalia, Eulipotyphla, Talpidae. Gene Ontology annotation, molecular function: DNA-binding transcription factor activity, RNA polymerase II-specific; RNA polymerase II cis-regulatory region sequence-specific DNA binding. The record is from RefSeq and is a predicted model, not a curated record. Bases 1 to 2199 code for a protein of 732 amino acids.